Carya illinoinensis is the source of this 1043-nucleotide messenger RNA. RefSeq names its product oxygen-evolving enhancer protein 2, chloroplastic. Lineage: Eukaryota; Viridiplantae; Streptophyta; Magnoliopsida; Fagales; Juglandaceae. Gene Ontology annotation, cellular component: photosystem II; extrinsic component of membrane; photosystem II oxygen evolving complex. Gene Ontology annotation, molecular function: calcium ion binding. The record is from RefSeq and is a predicted model, not a curated record. The coding region runs from base 132 to 923 and encodes 263 amino acids. The transcript is spliced from 4 exons. Gene Ontology annotation, biological process: photosynthesis.
GUUCACACAUCACCAAAAUAACAUCUAAAGCCACAAUCCAUUCCCAUACCACACAAAGUACCCCUACAUACAUACCAUCGAGUUAAUUAUCAAGAGUAGUUUGUGUGAAGAGUGAGUGACUGAGGAGAAAAAUGGCCUCCACUGCAUGUUUCCUGCACCACCAUGCCCUCACCACUCCCACUAGAUCAUCAUCAUCCUCAUCACAGCGCCAAGUGCCAAGCUUCAAGCCCACCCAGCUAGUCUGCCGGGCACAGAAGCAGGAGGUCCAUGGAGACGAUACCAACGCUGUCUCUCGCCGCUUGGCUCUCACAGUCCUAAUUGGUGCUGCUUCCUUAGGAUCCAAGGUUUCCCCUGCCGAUGCAGCCUACGGUGAAGCUGCCAAUGUAUUCGGAAAGCCAAAGGAAAACACAGAUUUCUUGCCAUACAAUGGAGAUGGGUUCAAGCUGUCCAUCCCCGCAAAGUGGAACCCCAGCAAAGAGGUAGAAUUCCCAGGACAGGUGCUUAGAUACGAGGAUAACUUCGAUUCCAACAGCAACGUUGGUGUUAUGGUCACUCCAACAGACAAGAAAAGCAUCACAGACUUUGGUACACCCGAAGAGUUUCUCUCCAAGGUGGAUUACUUGCUCGGGAAACAAGCCUACUCCGGAAAAACUUCCUCGGAGGGUGGUUUUGACAAUGAUGCAGUGGCAACGGCAAACAUAUUGGAGAGUGCAACUCCGGUGAUCGGAGGAAAACAAUAUUACUUCUUGUCUGUGUUGACAAGGACUGCUGAUGGGGAUGAAGGUGGGAAGCACCAACUCAUUACUGCUGCUGUUAAAGAUGGUAAGCUUUACAUUUGCAAGGCACAAGCUGGAGACAAGAGGUGGUUUAAGGGAGCAAGAAAGUUUGUGGAAAGCACUGCUAGUUCUUUCAGUGUUGCCUAAGAACUAAGAGAGAUACUGGACUGUAUAUGCGAAUCACCUUAAGAUUAUGAUGUUUAUUUUGAGUUGUCUAUCACUUUAUUUUUCAAAGGGCUAUUAAUAUUAUCAUAAUUAAAUGACUCA